Molecule: messenger RNA, 3026 nt
Organism: Austrofundulus limnaeus
Lineage: Eukaryota; Metazoa; Chordata; Actinopteri; Cyprinodontiformes; Rivulidae
Gene: atl1
Product: atlastin GTPase 1
Exons: 14
Coding region: 181-1878 (565 amino acids)
Molecular function (GO): GTP binding; GTPase activity
Source: RefSeq, a predicted model, not a curated record
AGCRCCCCCUGGUGGCGGUCACUUGCAUCGCGCCGGGAACAAACCCUCGUCCUGCUGCGGAAGGAGCGUCGUUGUGCUGGAGGCACGGGGCAUCCUGACCCUUACCUGCUCCACACGCUCAUGCCUGCCGACCACAGCUGCUCAUUGACGAACGAUCCGAGGGAUUAAAGGACUGUAAUCAUGGCGAAGCACCGUCCGGACAGAGACAGCUGGGGUGAGUGGUCUCUGAGUGACAAAAAUGUCUACGACUGGAGCUCGGAGGACGAGGAGCCGGACGGACGAGCCAGGCCCGUCCAGGUGCUCCUGGUCAAAGACGACCACACGUUCGAGCUGAACGAGGCGGCGCUGAGCCGGAUCCUGCUGUCUGAGAAGGUCAGGGAGCGGGAGGUGGUGGCCAUCUCUGUGGCGGGGGCGUUCCGGAAGGGCAAGUCCUUCCUCAUGGACUUCAUGCUGCGCUACAUGUACAAUCAUGCGUCUGAAGACUGGCUCGGAGAUGCUAACGAGCCUCUGACUGGAUUUUCCUGGAGGGGAGGCUCAGAGAGGGAGACCACUGGAAUCCAGAUCUGGAGUGAGGUGUUUCUGGUGGACAAACCAGACGGCAGAAAGGUGGCUGUGCUGCUGAUGGACACUCAGGGAACGUUUGACAGCCAGUCGACUCUGAGGGAUUCAGCCACAGUGUUUGCUCUGAGCACCAUGAUCAGCUCCAUGCAGGUGUAUAACAUUUCACAGAACAUACAAGAAGAUGAUCUUCAGCACCUACAGCUUUUUACUGAGUAUGGAAGACUAGCAAUGGAAGAGACUUUUCUCAAACCCUUUCAGUCCAUGAUUUUCCUGGUUCGAGAUUGGAGUUUUCCCUACGAGUUUCCCUAUGGACAAGAAGGUGGCAUGAAGUUCCUUGAAAAGAGACUGAAGAUCUCAGAAAACCAACACGAAGAGCUGCAGAAUGUCCGUAAACACAUCCACUCCUGCUUCACCAACAUCUCCUGCUUCCUGAUGCCCCACCCUGGACUUAAAGUGGCCACCAACCCCAACUUUGAUGGAAGACUCAGAGAGAUUGAUGUUGAGUUCACAAACAACCUGAAGGUUCUGGUCCCCUGGCUCCUCAGUCCUCGGAACAUCGACGUGAAGGAGAUCAACGGCAGUAAAAUCACCUGCAGAGGCCUGGUGGAGUACUUCAAGGCGUACAUCAAAAUCUACCAAGGUGAGGAGCUGCCACAUCCUAAAUCAAUGCUACAGGCCACAGCAGAGGCCAAUAACUUAGCAGCUGUCGCAGCAGCAAAAGAUCUGUACAACCGAAAAAUGGAGGAGGUCUGCGGAGGGGAUCGCCCCUUCCUGGCCCCCAGCGAGCUGCAGGCCCGACACGGCGCCAUCAGAGAGGAGGCCCUGCAGCUGUUUCGGGGGGUGAAGAAGAUGGGAGGCGAGGAGUUCAGCCGGCGCUACCUGCAGCAGCUGGAGGGCGAGGUCGACGAGGUKUUCGUCCAGUACAUCAAGCACAACGACUCCAAGAACAUUUUCCACGCGGCGCGCACGCCCGCCACGCUCUUCGUGGUCAUCUUCGUCAUGUACGUGGCAGCUGGGAUCACGGGCUUCGUGGGCGUGGACAUCAUCGCCAGCUUAUGUAACAUGAUCCUGGGCCUGGCGCUGAUCACCCUCUGCACCUGGGCCUACAUCCGCUACUCUGGGGAGUACAGAGAACUCGGGGCCGUCAUUGAUCAGGUGGCUGGUGCUCUGUGGGACCAGGGUAGCACAAAUGAGGUGAGUGCUCUGUAYAAGCUGUAUAAUGUAGCGGCCAACCACAGGCACCUGUACCACCACGCCUUCCCCGGGCCUCAGGUGGGCGAGGCAGCUGAGGAAGAGCGGGACAAAAAGAGAGACUGAGACAAAGACCGAGUCCAGCAGGGAGACAUGUCCUCGGGGUGGACGAGGGAGGGACACUCGUACUCUGACCUGUAACCACUUGUAUAAUAUUCAUGCAUCGAUGAGGUCAGAAGCCCCUCCUCAGUGGGCGGAGUCUGCAGACACCUGUGUACAGAUACUUCUCACUGCAGUCAGCUGUUUGCAGAAUAUCACACAGUUUCUCAGUCAUCUGUUGCAGACAAUUUUUUUCAAACUAUAUCCAAAUGUGUAAAACUCCACAUUCGUGACGAUUGUUCUGUUCUUUGAAGUUUAGUGCUGUUUCUAACAAACAUCAAUGUCCUGUAGAAUGUUGUGUGUUAAAUAAUGAAGCAGCAGCACCUGCAUGGUAAAUAAUGUCUCAUCUUCAAGCUCAGCUACUGUUUAUUUAAAACAUAUUUUAAUGGUUGUACAAGGUGCCAUAAAAUGUAGAAUAAUUUUGGCCACAUGAACUCGAUAUGCUGCAGAUUAUUUAUUUGUUUUGGGUGGGCUUAUUUAAAUCUCAGUGCGAGCAGCUCCAUGUUGAAAUGGUCAAAGAUCACCCCACAGAUCUCUCCGUCUCCAGCUUUGUAAUUACGCAGUGGUUCUGUUGAGCUGUCGGGUCUUUGAGGUGGAGGGGGCGUGGCCAGCGGUUCUCUUGUUGUGCUUCUCACCGAACCUUUGGGUGAACCCAUGGAAUGUAGCCGUUUCUGUGGCGGCUGCGGGAGCAGAGCUGCAACGUUUGUGGGCGUGGCCACAGGGGGAAGAAUCCUCACUCCAGAACUGUUUCAUCAUGUGGACACAUGGAACCAGAAUCAUCGUGGACCUGAAGGAGUCGGCAGGUUUCUGGUGGAGGACUUAGCAGCGCUGCAGUCUUCCACAUCAGUGACGCUUUCAAAUAUUUUACUCCACUUUCUGUCCAGGAGCCACUUCCUGUGGCGUGUUUUAGAUUUCAUCCAUUCACUGGUCAGAAAAGGAUUUGUUAACGUUGUGUAGCAAACUUUUGUUUUAGGGAAAAAGGGGGGAAAUGACUGAUUUCUUCUUUUCUCAACCUGUAAAAUCCUCUGAAGGUGAAACAAACCAACGUUUCUGUCCUCUGCUUUGCUUCAAAUCACUCAAAGGAAAAAAAAUAAAGUUGGACCAAAUUAUUGAAA